AUGAGGCCAGCUCAUCUGUAUCAGUAUUUGGAAGCAGUUCACUGUGGCAGUUUUUUUGGUGGACAGUUUAUGUCCCAUUUUUCUCGUACACCUUUCUCCGGUACGCCAGCUGAGGAGAAAUUUUGCCUGGCAUCAAUACAGCUGAUACGAUCGUGCGAUACAAUCACGGACCUGAUGUUCGUAGAUUUUGAGCAUGAUCGCGAUUUUUUCGCCGUGCGAUUUGCCAUUUCAGAGCCAUUUCCACCAAAAAACAAUGUCAACCAAGAAAACGGCAAAGUGCGGUACACACCCGUAUCAAUAGUUACAAUGAAGGUAAGAUACGUUGCAAUUCGUCGUGUUUUGGUUGACUUGCGAGCCAUAUGGCCCGGCCCCGGCUACUUGAGACGGAUCUAUUUUCAUCUGAACUUUCCACCGGAAAUACGAAGGUAG
Molecule: messenger RNA, 429 nt
Organism: Gongylonema pulchrum
Lineage: Eukaryota; Metazoa; Nematoda; Chromadorea; Rhabditida; Gongylonematidae
Source: the annotation of a GenBank genome assembly